AUGUUCGAUGGCCAAACAUUAUUCGCCGUUAUGAUGAAUAUCAAAAAUUCUUUUUAAUUGAUUUUGACUACGCUAAUUUUUCUCCUUCUGAUGAGCCUUUAAAAGAAUUUUCUGAAAUUGAUCAUGCUCCAGAAAUGCUAAAUAAAAAGCAUGAUUUUAAGGUUGAUAUUUGGGGCGUUGGGAAUUUAGUCGGUUCAUGUAAUGUCACAGGCAUUCCUCAAGAACUUUUGAACUUCAGCAUAGAUUUGUGUAAAAGUAAUCCAGAUAACCGACCAAAUGCUUCGGUUGCCCUUGAUCGGGCAAAAGACAUGUUUAAAGAG
Racocetra fulgida is the source of this 320-nucleotide messenger RNA. NCBI's taxonomy places the organism in Eukaryota, Fungi, Glomeromycota, Glomeromycetes, Diversisporales, Gigasporaceae. The record is from the annotation of a GenBank genome assembly.